Messenger RNA from Prosopis cineraria, 1292 nucleotides. RefSeq names its product GDSL esterase/lipase At2g42990-like. The coding region runs from base 36 to 1097 and encodes 353 amino acids. Gene Ontology annotation, molecular function: hydrolase activity, acting on ester bonds. The transcript is spliced from 3 exons. The record is from RefSeq and is a predicted model, not a curated record. Lineage: Eukaryota; Viridiplantae; Streptophyta; Magnoliopsida; Fabales; Fabaceae.
UUGUCAUUGAAUAUAUCCAAGCUUUCUACACAAAAAUGGAAAGCAAACACAUAAUAUUAUCAUCUCUGCUUUUGGUGACGGUUCAUUUCGUUAUUGUUGCUCAUUGCAAUAAUAAGGUCCCUGCAGUGAUAGUUUUCGGGGACUCUACAGUGGAUUCUGGAAACAACAACAGGAUCGCCACCGUUCUCAAGAGCAACUUCAGGCCAUACGGCCGUGACUUCCAGGGCGGCCGCCCCACCGGCCGGUUCUGCAACGGUCGUAUGCCGUCAGACUUCAUCUCCGAGGCUUUUGGUAUUAAACCUUACGUGCCUGCGUACUUGGAUCCCUCCUACUCCAUCAAGGAUUUUGCCACUGGCGUUUGCUUUGCUUCUGCUGGAACUGGGUAUGAUAAUGCAACUUCCGAUGUGCUUAAUGUGAUCCCACUAUGGAAGGAAUUAGAGUAUUACAAAGAAUAUCAAGCGAAGCUGAGAGACUACCUUGGGGUUGAGAAGGCCAAUAAGGUGAUAAGUGAGGCACUUUACUUGAUGAGCCUCGGAACCAACGACUUCUUAGAGAACUACUUCCUGCUCCCCACCAGGAGGCUCCAAUUCAGUGUGCCGCAGUACCAGGAUUUCCUGGUGGACAUCGCCCACGAUUUCAUCACGCGGCUCUACCACCUUGGAGCUCGCAAGCUCUCCCUCACGGGGCUCGUCCCCAUUGGCUGCCUCCCCCUGGAGCGGACCGUCAACAUCUUAGGCAAUCACGAGUGUGACCACAAGUACAACGACGUCGCUUUGGAGUUCAACAAGAAGCUCGAUAGCAUGUUGACCAGGCUCAGCAAGGAGCUUCCCUUGUUGAAGGCGGUGUCCGCCAACGCAUACGACUUCGUCAACGACAUUAUCACCAAGCCUUCCUCCUACGGAUUUGAAGUGGUGGAGAAGGCAUGUUGUUCGACAGGAACAGUCGAGAUAAGCUAUCUGUGCAGCGACAAGAAUCCAUUGACAUGCAAAGACGCCGACAAGUAUGUGUUCUGGGACGCCUUCCAUCCCACUGAGAAAACCAACAGCAUCGUCUCUCAUCUCUUGAUUCCUAAGCUCCUCGCUGCUUUCCACUCAUGAUUUCUUCAUCAUUCUGUCUUGAUCUCUUUCUUGCAUGUCUUGCAAAUUAAUGUACCCUCUAUACAUUCCUUCACUAUAUAAUGUGCUCAGCACUUGCCGGAUUUAUACCUUCAAGGCUUGUUGAUUUUGUUUGCAGAUUUGCGAGUCCUCAUAUCCAUAUAUAUAAUAUAUAUGGUUUCACAUAUUUCAUUUUAA